Fusarium keratoplasticum is the source of this 1074-nucleotide messenger RNA. RefSeq lists its product as uncharacterized. Bases 1 to 1074 code for a protein of 357 amino acids. The transcript has 3 exons. The record is from RefSeq and is a predicted model, not a curated record. NCBI's taxonomy places the organism in Eukaryota, Fungi, Ascomycota, Sordariomycetes, Hypocreales, Nectriaceae.
AUGACCCCUCCACUUCAGAGACUGCCGCUUCAUAUCGUCGCCGAGAUUCUUGGACACUUGGAUACAAUCCAAGAGCUCGGUCCACCAAUUUUCAGUCAUCGAAUCUUUCAUGAUGCCCUCUAUGACAAUCUUCACGCCAUCGCUCGCCGUAUCCUCACUCGACAGGUCCCAGAUGGUAUACUCUCCUAUUCUCGCAUCCUUCUCGAAACAACGCAAAUCGAUGUGAUGGACCAGAACGCCGUGGAUCCACUCAUAACGCGCCUCGAGAACAUUGAUCCAUCGCCGUCUCUUGUUCACCUGUCCUUGGCCGAAUACGCCUUCAUCAGUCAAAACCAAGCUGCUGUGAAAUGGAUGAGCCAGGAUAUGGCUGAUGAACUCAUUCCGGCUAUCAAUGAAGUAGGGCUAGAUCACCCGAAAACACUCUCCGACAAUGAGACUUUUCGGAUGUACAGAGCUUUUGUUCGCUACCAGAUUAUGUGCAAUUUAUUCUGCCAUCGUCCCCGCCGUCAUAGACGCGAAGUUACGGCCCAAAUAUCAAACUUUUGUCGUGCCUCUUCUCAGUGGGUUAACGACCAGUUACUGACUGUCUACACCUACUUGGAAAGGCAGGUCAGCUUCGCCUUUGAUCAAAUUGCUGCGCACAACGUUGAGUGGGCUGGGGUGCCUAUAGAGUGGGAUCAGUCCUUUGAGCAAUGUGAUCGGAUUCAGCGGCUGCGUACCUACACUGUCUUUCUAGAUAGGAUGCAGUCGACUUUUGCAUAUACUAUGUGGGAUCAUGCUGAUCUUUCGGUGGAACAAUUGGAGGGAAUAUGCACAAAUAUCGCGGGGUGCAGGGACUACUUCAAAAGAUACGGCCGCGACUGGACGGGAAAGGAUCUUCGUCUGGCCGAGAGGCGAAAGAAGGAUAUCUACAACGCCGGGGGUCGGGGGUACUGGCCCAAGGGUGGCCUUGAUGACUUUAGCGGCAUCACCAACAUAAGAGACAGGAGACGGGAGCAGUUGAUUCAGAAGUGGAAAAGGGCCACUGAAAAUGGCGAGGACGAAGAUCCACUUGACUUAUCCGCCCGGGUCUGA